GCGCCGGGCCGGGCCUGCGGGGAACCGGGAUCUCCCCGGGCGCCUUGUGUCUGCCGGGGCCGAAGACGGCGGUCUCGCGGCUCCGGCCUCGGAGGGUGCACUGGGCCCGUACCUCCCUCUUUCCCCAAAAGCGAGUGGGGGGCUCCGUUGCCACGGUGACGGGCCUGGGCCCGCUGGCUGCGGCCUACCCAGCUACUCGAGUGGGGGCUUCGUUGCCGCGGCAACGGGAGCAGGCCCCGCCGGAGGAGGACGUGGGACGGGGGGGGGCCGGGAUAGACCCGCGUCCCGGGGCCUCGUCAUCGUCCCGGGGCUGCCAAGGGGUUGGGAAACGGGCCCGAUGGCUUCCAGAUGUGGGCUGGGGCGGCCGUGACGCCGGUUUCCCGUGGGAGGAGGAGGGGGCUCCAGGGCCCCGGUGAGUCACGGGAGCGGCGGCAGCGUGAGACCUGCGGGAACGGAAUCCCCUCCCCGCCCGCCCUGCGCCCCCACCCGUGUCCCCGGUCCCCCCCGCCAUGCGGCUGCCGUGGGGAAGGGGCUGACCGUGCGCUGCGUCCGCUGAGCUCCGGAUUCGCCAUGGCCUCCCAGCCGCAGCCCCUGGCCCCCAGCUUGCCCUGCGCCUCCCCCACAGGGGCCGGGGGGGCUGGGCUGGCAGCCAGCAGCCCCGAGAAAGGCACCGCUCGCCCCAAGCCGCCGGUGCGGCCCAAGCCCCGGGUGCUGCCCAAGCCAGCCGUGCCCGCCAAGCCCUCCCUGCCGCAGCCCCCGCCAGGCCCGCGGCACCCCCGCCCGGAGCUGCCAUCGGCCGAGAAGCUGAACCGCCUGGCGGGGCCACAGCCCUACAGUGCAGGCGGCGUGGGGGGGCCCGUCCGACGCCCCUCCUUCACCAUCAAGUCACCCGAGACCUCCAAUGGAAAGGGGCUCCCGUCCCCUCCGGCUGCAGCUGCUGAGGACUCGGGUUCGAUCCCCGGCGAGGAGAUGCCCCCCGCCCUGCUGACCCCUCCUCGCAAAAGCCCAUCUCCUUUCAAGGUGACGCCAGUGCCGGUGGCGACCAAACCAGAGCGAUUCCCUGGCACCACGGUGGAGGAGAUCCUGGCCAAGAUGGACAGCAGGGAGGGCCCGGGCAGCCCAGACCGAGCCCGGCUCUCGCCCUUUUGCCCUGAUCCCUCCCCUCGCUUCGGCUCCAAGACCUUCUCUGCCUUCCGGAGACGCCCCAGCGGGGCGGCGGAUGGAGCCCCCCCAGCCGAACCCCACCAGACACCCCAACCCAUGGCGGGUGAGCUGGGAAAGGAGCAUGACAGACACCGGGUUGCUGAGAUGAGCAGCGGCUCCCCGCCUGCCAGCCCGAGCUGUGCCGGGGACCCUCAUGGAUGCCGGAGGCCGCCAUCCCCUGCUGACCUCUCCUCUCUGCAGCCGAGUGCCCUCGGAGCCCCCGGCUCCCCAAGACGCCCUGCCAGCCCAGCCCCGGGGGCCCCUUUCCAGCCCACCCAGCCCCCUAUCUCGGCUCCCGGCUCUCCUCAUGCUCCCGCUGAGCUCCCAGCCCCUGGCUCCCCCACACCAGCCCCCAGCUCCCCCAGAUCCCCUGCUCAGCCUCCAGCUGAGGUCCCGGCCACCCCCAGCCAGGCCCCGGGUGCCCCCUGCUCCACAGCCGAACCCCAGCCUGGUGCCUCCCACUCCCCCGGCUCCCCCCACACUCCUGGAGAGGGAUCCCCCGAUACUGGCAGCCCCCCCACCACUCCUGAGCUGCCCCCUAGAGUCACCUGCCCCCCUGGCUCUCCCGAAUCAGCUGCUGAGUGCUGGGCCCCCCCCAGCCCAGUCCCUGAACCCCCUGUUAAAGUCUCCUGCCCCCCAGGCUCUCCGGAGGGACCUGAUGACUCCUCAGCAUCCCCCCAGUCCCCUAAGGGUCCUGAUUCCAGCCGCCCUCCCGCUUCCAGGGACUCAGGGCUCCGACGAUGCUCAGAGGGGCUGUUGCAGCCCCUGCCAGUGGGGCAGGGCCUGGGGGAGCUGGGGGGCUCGCUGAGCACCCUGCACCAUCCUGGGGACCCCCCGCCAGAGCUGUCCCUGGGUGGCUGGAGCCUGUCCCAGUCCUUCGAGUGGACAUUCCCCGGGCAGGGGGCACAGCGGCUAGUGUCACCCCCCUGCUCCCCCAUCCGGGAGACCCCUGACUUGGGGCUGUGCAUAGAGGGUGAGUUGGAUGGGGGGGACCCAGCCCCCCGCCCCUCGUGCUCCCGGGGGAACAGCGGGUCCGAGGGGCCUGGCCGCGCCAUGGCCAGCAGCCGGGCAGCGGAGGGGGCUCCGUGCCCGGGGGGCCCCGUGGCCCAGCGAGAGGCUGAGGGCUCAGCGGAGGAGGAGGAAGGGGAGGCAGAGCAGGAUGCCACUGUGCCAUGCUCCCCGGUCUGCGUGACGGAACCUGGCCGGGACCCCGCCGAGCCCGAGACCUCUGCCCAGCCCGGCUGCCCCAUCAUGGCUGCUCCAGUGGAUCCAGCCCUGACAGAUCCAGCCCCGACAGAUCCACCCACCACAGCCGAGCUGGCCUGGGCACCAGUGGGUGACCGCCCCGGGAGCCUGCAUGGCCCCGGCGGGCCAGGCCGGGCCGAAGAACCCUCGAAGGGUGCUGACCCCCAUGCCGACCCAGGCUGGCUGACGGAGCUGUUGGCAUCGCCCAGGGCCCACAGGACGGGGCUCGGCUCUCCAGAUGCCGAGGGGCUGGAGGACCAGCUCAGCUGGUCACCGAAGGACCUGUGCAGUGACUUUGGUGCUGGCAGCCCUCACCACGGCACCUUCGACUGGAGCUGUGAGGCUGUGGCCAGGGAGAGAGACUGGCCUCGUGAGACUGAACGGGACCAGGACCCUGAGACCAAACCAGACUGGGACAGUGCCCACAGCGCUGGGGACAGGGACCGGCAGGACAGGCCCUUUGGCUCCACCAGCAGGGACUGGGGCAGCGCUUACCAAGGGACGGAGCUGACGGGGGAAACGAGCCUGGGCUGCAGCGACUGGCCCGAGUCCCGCGGCACAGAGGAAAGCUGCCGGCAGGACCAGGACUUCGGUGCCGGCAAACCCCAGUGGGGCAGCGGGGAGGAGAGCAGCCCUGGGAGAGCUGACUGGAGCAGUGGCUGCAGCCUGGGACACGGGCAGCAGCGGGACAGGGAGCCUGGCUCCCGGCAGCACAGCUGGGCUGGUGUGUAUGGCUCUGGGGACCCGGAGAGGCGGGACGGGGACAUCACGUCUGCCUGGGCUGGUGAAUACGGCACUGGCGAUGUGGAGAUGAAGGACAGGGAUCUCACCCUGGGCUGGACCAGGAAAUACAGCAGCAGGGGUCCUGAAACCAAGGAUGAGGAUUUGACACUGGGCUGGGCUGGCAGAUCCAGCACUGGGGACACCGGGACCCCAGAGAAGGAGUUCAGCCCCAGCCGAGUGGCUUGGGACAGCGAGUACAGUGCCCAGGACAUGGAGAGCCAGGACAGAGAGUUCAGUCCCAGCCGACCAGCGUGGACUGGUGACACCAGCACCAAGGACAUGGAGAGCCAGGACAGAGAGUUCAGCCCCAGCCGACCAGCGUGGACUGGUGACACCAGCACCAGGGACAUGGAGAGCCAGGACAGAGAGUUCAGCCCCAGCCGACCAGCGUGGACUGGUGACACCAGCACCAGGGACAUGGAGAGCCAGGACAGAGAGUUCAGCCCCAGCCGACCAGCGUGGACUGGUGACACCAGCACCAGGGACAUGGAGAGCCAGGACAGAGAGUUCAGCCCCAGCCGACCAGCGUGGAAUGAUGAGUACCGCACCAGGGACGUGGAGAUGCAGGACGAAGAGUUCAGUUCCAGCAGAGCGGCCUGGGCCAGCGAGGGCGGCAGCAGAGAGGUGGAGAGCAGGGACAGUGGGUGCAGACCCGCCUGGGAUGGCGGAUACAGCACUGGGGAUGUGGGGAGCCAGGACAGAGAGUUCAGCCCCAGCCAAGCAGCCUGGGUCAGCGAGCGUGGCUCUGCGAACACCGCAAAGGAAGGAGAGUUUAGUCACGAGCGGCUGAGCUGGGCUGGUGAGCGCAGCCUCGGCCAAACCGAGCUGGUCAAUGCCUUUGGCGUUGGGAAGGACGAUGCAACUGGCUGCCGUGGCCCCGAAGCACCAGAGCCCGGCUGGGGCUGCACCGGUCGGCAGGAGUGCGGUGUCACCGGCAGCAGGGACUGGGCUGGAGAGCUUGGAGGGGCUGAGCGCCACAACCAGUUUGGUGUCAUUGGCACAGAGCGGGUGCCAGAGCCCUGCAGUGCUGGAGCACCAUCGGAUGGCUCCGUGUCCUGGGCUGGGGGACUGGGGGAGCCCCUGGGAGCCUGGCACAGGGCUCUCGACUUCGGCAGCUCCAGUUCUGGUGGUGCCGGUGCAGUGGGACUGGGCCAGCCGGCCUGGGGCACGGGGCUGGACAGCCUGGCUGUGCCAAAUACAUCGCCUGCACCAAACGCCUUGCCUGCGCCAAGUGCCCUGCCCACACCGGGCGGCACGCGGCUGGAGGACCCGGGCUGGAGCGGGGGGCGCGACACCGAGGCCACGCACCAGGAGUGGGCCAGCGCGUUCGGCGCCCGCUGUGCCGCACGGAGCCGGGACUUCAGUGCCGGGGAGCAGAGCCUGGCAGGGGACACCAGCUCCGUGGACGGGACCCUCCAUCUCUCGGCCCCCAGCCCGCUGGUGGGUGACACUCUGGCUGUCCCCUGCAUUGAGGAGUGUCCCCGCAGCGAGCCACCCAGCCCCACCAGGGAGAAACAGGACAUCCCCACACCAGCUGAUCCUCUGCACAGCCCCUCAGCCUCGCUGGGAGCUGGCGGGGGAAGCCUGCCCGACAGCGAGAGCGAGGGUUCCCCUGCAGAGCACCCGGAUGGGGGCAGCCCCCCGAGCGGGCAGGAGGAGCAGCCCUGCCCCGCGGGACCCCCGGACUGCGCCGGGCAGGACUUCUCUUUCCUGGAGGACACGGCGGUGCUGGACAGCAGCGUGUACCGCAGCAAGGCCAGCCUGGGCCGCAAGCGCCCGCACCGCGCACCCGCCCUGCGCCCCGCCGCCGCCGCCGAGGGGGACAGCUGGAUCUUCCGCGACUCCACUGAGCCCCGUCCAGCCCGGCCGGACGCGUCCUCCGACGAGGAGGCAGUGGAAGAGCCCCGGAGCCGGCGGGUGCGCGCGUCCCCGCUGGGCAGGGGGGUGAAGGUGCCGCUGUUUCCCAGCCUCAGCGCCUCUGCGCUCAAGGCCAAGCUGAGGGGUCGCAAUCGCUCGGCUGAGGAGGGGGCUGUGCCGGGGGACGGCAAGGCCACCCCCCCCAGGGACCCCCAUGUCCAGCGCUCCAAGUCCUGCAAGAUCCCUGGCCUGAGUGGGAAGCCCCUGGCGCUGCCUCCCAAGCCAGACAAGUCCUCAGGGUCCGACGCCUCCCCACCCCACUGGCUGCAGGCGCUGAAGCUGAAGAAGAAGAAACCGUGAGCGGGGCUCGCUCUCCUGCCUGCGCGUCUCCAGGGCCACCUGCCGCUGUCACCAGGACCAGGCCUGUCCCCUGCCCGAGGCGGGACACACACACACACACACACCUAUGCACUUUGUAUGAUGCUCGCAGGGCCCCCGUCCCCCCACACUUCCCCCCUUCCUCAGCCUGUGGCCCCCCCAGCGCUCCCCUGCCCCUCAGUCCCCGUGUCCCCAGGGGCUGGGGGUGGGCAGUGACCCCCGCGCUCCUUCCCCCCAUCUUGUAUCACAUUCAAAGAGCAACAGGUGAGGAUUUUGGUGCCACUUUGACAGGACAAUAAAACUCGUUGGUUGGUC
Messenger RNA from Columba livia (rock pigeon), 5781 nucleotides. It is a transcript of the gene CNOT12, whose product is annotated as tankyrase 1 binding protein 1. Gene Ontology annotation, cellular component: nucleus; heterochromatin. Gene Ontology annotation, biological process: cellular response to ionizing radiation; double-strand break repair. NCBI's taxonomy places the organism in Eukaryota, Metazoa, Chordata, Aves, Columbiformes, Columbidae. The transcript is spliced from 13 exons. The record is from RefSeq and is a predicted model, not a curated record. Bases 349 to 5448 code for a protein of 1699 amino acids.